Messenger RNA from Zea mays, 5698 nucleotides. RefSeq lists its product as uncharacterized. The record is from RefSeq and is a predicted model, not a curated record. NCBI's taxonomy places the organism in Eukaryota, Viridiplantae, Streptophyta, Magnoliopsida, Poales, Poaceae. Gene Ontology annotation, molecular function: protein binding. Bases 699 to 4388 code for a protein of 1229 amino acids. The transcript has 21 exons.
UUUCUAGGUUUUUUUGCUGCAUUUUUAGCAAACAGAGAAGCAUACUCUUGAUUCCCUUCUCUUCCUUGUCCUUCGCCUCUUGUCCGACUCAGAUCUCCCCGACCUGCCACCACCCGCGAGCCCUGCACAACAUCACUGCUACCUUCUCUGUCGAUCCCUCGAUCUCCAGACAACCCCGCUCGCCUCUCUCCCUGCUCCGGUCCCCGCCCGCCUCUCGCUCGCGACAACUCCGCCGCAGCACGCGGCGGCCGCGGCGAGAUGCUCCGCCUGCGGGCGUUCCGGCCGACGAGCGACAAAGUCGUGAAGAUCCAGCUCCACCCUACUCACCCCUGGCUCGUCACCGCCGACGCCAACGACCGCGUCUCCGUCUGGGACUGGGAGCACCGCCAGGUGAUCUAUGAGCUGAAGGCAGGUGGCGUUGAUGAGCGUCGCUUGGUUGGAGCGAAGCUUGAGAAACUUGCUGAGGGAGAUGAUUCAAAAGGAAAGCCCACCGAGGCUAUUCGAGGGGGAAGGUUUCCUUUUAUGAUGAUGAUGUUCGCUUUUGGCAACAUUGGCGUAAUUGCUCUGCUGCUGCUGAGGCCCCAACUGCAGUCAGUCAGCAGUCUUCCACGUUCAUUGCACCUGCACCUUCGACACGAGGAAGGCACUUUGUUGUCAUUUGUUGUGAGAACAAAGUCAUAUUUUUGGACUUGGUGACUAUGCGGGGCCGUGAUGUUCCUAAACAGGAGCUUGACAAUAGGUCACUUCUUUGUAUGGAAUUCCUCUCUAGGACAUCUUCUAGCGAUGCUCCUCUUGUUGCCUUUGGGUCAUCUGAUGGUGUCAUCAGGGUCCUUUCGAUGUUGACAUGGAAGCUUGUGCGUAGGUAUACGGGUGGACAUAAAGGAGCAAUAGCUUGCUUAAUGACGUACAUGUCUGCAGCUGGUGAGGUACAUUUAGUUUCUGGUGGCAGCGAUGGCCUGCUGAUAUUAUGGAGUGCUGAUCAUAUCCAUGACUCACGUGAGCUUGUGCCUAAAAUUAGUAUGAAGGCCCAUGAUGGAGGUGUUGUUGCAGUUGAACUUUCUAGGGUGAUGGGGAGUGCUCCGCAGCUCAUUACAAUAGGGGCUGAUAAAACUUUAGCCAUAUGGGAUACUGUUACUUUCAAGGAAAUAAGACGCAUUAAACCAGUGCCUAAACUUGCUUGUCAUAGUGUUGCAUCGUGGUGUCAUCCCCGUGCACCAAACCUUGAUAUUCUAACUUGUGUCAAGGACUCACAUAUUUGGGCCAUAGAGCACCCAACUUAUUCUGCUUUAACAAGACCGCUCUGCGAGCUGUCAUCACUAGUUCCCCCACAGGUCCUUGCACUGCAUAAGAAACUGAGGGUUUACUGCAUGGUGGCACACCCCUUGCAGCCGCAUCUUGUUGCUACUGGAACUAAUAUUGGUAUCAUAUUAAGCGAGUUUGACCCAAGAGCACUUCCAGCUAUUGCUCCUUUACCAACACCAACAGGCAACAAGGAACAUUCUGCUGUUUACAUAGUUGAAAGAGAACUUAAGUUACUGAAUUUCCAAUUGUCAAACACAGCGAAUCCAUCCCUUGGGAAUGCUGGUGUUGCAUCUGAUGCAGGAAGGUCAAUGAACAAUUCAAUAGAACAGUUGAUAGUAAAGCAGACCAAGAAGCAUAUCAGCACUCCUGCUCCCCACGAUUCCUAUUCGGUCCUUUCAGUUAGCAGUUCUGGAAAGUAUGUUGCAAUUGUAUGGCCAGAUAUCCCUUCUUUUGCUGUAUACAAAGCAAAUGAUUGGUCAGUUGUUGAUUCAGGCACAGGGAAGCUUUUUGCCUGGGACACUUGUCGAGACAGAUAUGCUCUGGUAGAGAGUGCAUUGGCCCCAAGAAUGCCACUUGUUGUUAAAGGUGGUUCUUCUAAAAAGGCAAAAGAAGCAGCAGCAGCUGCAGCUCAAGCAGCAGCUGCAGCAGCUAGUGCUGCUUCUGCUGCCACAGUGCAAGUGCGUAUCUUAUUAGAUGAUGGAACAGCACAUGUUUUGCAGAGAUCGAUUGAUGGUCGUAAUGAACCAGUUAUUGGAUUGCAUGGUGGUGCUUUACUUGGUGUCACAUACCGUACAUCUCGUAGAAUCAGUCCUUUGACAGCAACAGCUAUAUCAACUGUUCAAUCGAUGCCCUUAUCAGGUUUUGGUGGAAGUGGAUCAUCUUUUGCAUCUGAUGAUCCAUUUUCCUCUAAGGAAGGGCCUCCACAAAAUUUCCAACUGUACAGCUGGGAGACCUAUCAGCCUGUUAGUGGCCUACUUGCACAACCUGAGUGGACUGUGUGGGACCAAACUGUUGAGUAUUGUGCAUUUGCUUAUCAGCAGUAUAUAGUGAUUUCUUCCUUGCGGCCCCAAUUUAGGUACCUUGGAGAUGUUUCAAUUCCCUUUGCAACUGGUGCCGUUUGGCAUCGAAGGCAGUUAUUUGUGUCUACACCAACAACAAUUGAGUGUGUCUUUGUUGAUGCUGGAGUGGCAGCGAUUGACAUUGAAACAAAAAGGAUAAAACAAGAAAUGAAAGCAAGAGAAGCUCAGAGUCGGGCAGCUGAAGAGCAUGGAGAUUUGGCUCUUAUCACUGUUGAAGCUCCCCAGGUUACUGUGAGUGAAAAAGUAUCAUUGAGGCCACCAAUGUUGCAGGUUGUUCGUUUAGCCUCCUUUCAGUACGCUCCAUCGAUACCACCAUUUAUAGUACCAAAGCAAUCCAAGUUCGAUGGAGAUGAUUCAGUGUUUCAGAAAGAACUGGAUGACAGAAGGUAUGCUGAAGUUGCUGUCGCUGGAGGAGGUGUGUCUGUUGCAGUAACUCGCUUCCCUCCUGAACAGAAGAGACCUAUCGGACCUCUUGUUGUGGUUGGUGUAAGAGAUGGAGUUCUCUGGCUUGUUGACAGGUAUAUGUGUGCACAUGCCUUAUCACUCAGCCAUCCUGGUAUAAGAUGCCGUUGCCUUGCAGCAUAUGGGGACCCUGUUAGUGCUGUGAAAUGGGCAACGAGACUUGGCAGAGAGCAUCACGAUGACCUGGCUCAGUUUAUGCUGGGUAUGGGCUAUGCCACUGAAGCUCUCCAUUUGCCUGGAAUAUCUAAGAGGCUGGAGUUCGACCUUGCAAUGCAGAGCAAUGACCUGAAAAGAGCACUUGCUUGUCUAUUAACAAUGAGCAAUAGCCGAGAUGUGGGACAAGAAACAGCUGCUGCUGAUGCCACUGACGUUACCCAGAUUCUUAGUUUGGCAGUAGCUAAGCAAGCUAAGCAGGAAAGUCUUACAGAUGCCGUGCAGGGAAUAGUGAAAUUCGUCAAGGAGUUUUUUGACCUUAUUGAUGCAGCAGAUGCCACUGGUCAAUCUGACAUUGCUCGUGAAGUUUUAAAGAGAUUAGCGGCUGCAGCUUCUGUAAAGGGAGCACUCCAUGGACAAAUGCUGCGAGGCCUGGCACUCCGUCUUGGAAAUCAUGGGGAGCUUACUAGAUUGUCGGGUCUGGUAAGCAAUUUGAUUACAGCUGGCCAUGGACGCGAAGCAGCAUUUGCUGCCGCAGUUCUGGGAGAUAAUGCCCUAAUGGAGAAAGCAUGGCAGGACACAGGAAUGUUAGCUGAGGCUGUUUUACAUGCUCAGGCCCAUGGUCGUCCAUCAUUAAGGAACUUGGUUAUAACAUGGAACAAGAUGCUACAAAAGGAACUGGAUCACACACCGACUGUAAAAACCGAUGCCGCCGCCGCAUUCUUGGCUUCUCUCGAGGAUCCAAAGCUCACAAGCUUGGGGGAAACUGAGAAAAAGCCUCCCAUCGAAAUACUUCCUCCUGGGAUGCCUCCCCUAUCUGCACCUCCGAUCGUGAUUAAAAAGGCUGGAGCAAAACCUGGUCUCCCUAAUGCAGCAAAGGCGUCAAAUGGGCCUAUAGGUGCUCCUAUGGCUCAAGGUGCUCCCAUGGCUCAUGGUACUCCUGGGCCACAAGGAGUCCCCAUGAAUCAAGUUACUCCAUCACAGGGCAGUCAUGACGAGGCAAGGCCAUCAGAUGCUACAGUGGCUGAUGCAGCUGCCGCGGUUGCAGAAGGUACAGCAGCUCCCCCGGCUGCAGAAGGUACAUCAGCUCCUCCGGCUGCAGAAGGUACAGCAACUCCCAGCAGUGAGGAAGCUAAAGCAGCACCUGGUAAUGAGGAAGGCACAUCAAAUCCAAUCAACGAGGAAGCCACAGCAGCUGCAGUUUCAGUUGCUGCAGGCAGCCCUGACUCUGCUGCUGCUCCUGCAGCUGAUACUAGCUCGGACGCACCUGCUGUUAAUCCCACGGAAGAUACCGUCUCUGCCCCCUCAACGGAGGCACCACCAGAGUUGACGGAUAAGCCAUCUUCAGCAGAGGCAUCGUUGCCACCUCCACCCAGUGUUUCUGGUGUAUAAAUAUUUCUGAUUCUCUUUUAGCAGUGUGCCGAAUUUUCUGUAUUCUGGUUCGUUCGUUCCACCACGCGCGCUGGUAUAGGUAUUUGUUGCCUGUGGUAUACAGAUUUCGCAGACGCCAGGCAGUAUGUGAGUAGCUUUGUACAUCUGCUGUCUGCGUCUCACGAGAACGUGCUACCGUUGUGUCACUGACACUGUGUGGCCAUAUCUUAUGUUGUUGGUGACCACAGUUCAAUUCUUGCUUGAUGAGUUGAUCGAGCUGCACCACCAAUAUCCCUGUCUUGGACGACCGAUUCGUCUCUUGCGGAAUCUAACGUAACUGCUGAGGUUCGCAAAAUGUCUUGUUGGGUCAUCUAACUUGGGAAUCUGUGCGUACCGAAAGCGCUAUGUCGGCCCGUGCUGCAGUGCAAGUACCACGUUUUGGCCAGUCGCCCGUUGGUUUGCCCUCUAUCCAUUAAGUAAUCUGAUUGGUCGAGGCGUGUCAAAAGCCAAGUAGGCAACAACAGCAAGGUGACAAGUGACAACUAUUCUGACUAGCGAAUAGGCCGGCACCUCCCGGACCGGCAUUGCUGACUUUGACAUGAGGAAAUAUGUGGCGCAAACAGCAGCCGCGGUGCCGGUCAUCACUCUCCGGUCAGCUGUCACAUAUCUACCACCGUACGGUAGCCGCUCCGGCUCGUGCCGCCGCCGUCAAGCAACUCCAGUUCACCAAGGAUUUCGUGGCUGCACGUCUCGUCCGGCUCUAGUUUUUUUACGCGAUGUCGGCUGAUCUUUUCUCAUCCGUGACCGAACAACAACCCCCGACCGGCCUAUAAGAAGACGCAGAUCGCCGCUCGGGCUUUGCGACUGGGGUUCGACUUCGACGUGAAAAGAGACCGUCUGUUCCGAGGUUUUGCUUCCAUGUCGACGAGAGGCGGCGAGGCCGCGAGGCAGGCGACGGUGAAGAUCAUCGAGACGGUGCACGUGGAGGCGGACCGGUACAGCUUCAAGUCCAUCGUCCAGAGGCUCACGGGGAGAGACGCGGUGGUCGGCGGCGGCGGCGACUACUCGGAAGGGGCGCCCGACCGUGGAUCAUAUGAAGAGGCGGCGGCGCAGCGGGCUGCUGGGUUUACGAGCAAGCAAGCGAGCAGGCCCUUCGCUGAUCGCCACGCGUGUAAAGACGAGAGCUGUUGAUGUCCAUCUGUAAUUUGUUUUCUUUUUUUUUUGGAACUUUGAAUCAGCGCUCCAUAUAGAUACUAGGGUGUAUUUGGUUCAACCAACCAAUUGUAGAUUUAUGAAAACCUAUAUAUUCCACUAGUUCAAUUGAGAAUCAA